AUGCCCCUCCCGGGGUCCACGGCAGACCUCGACCUCGCAUACCCGCCCAGCCCACGAAGCGUACCGCUGGGCAUCCGAGCCGCGACGGCCAACAACCUGAUCGCCAGCUUCGACCAGCCGCACGACCCCGAGCAGAAGUGGUGGUGGUCGCGGUGCGCACCGCUCUUCUACACCAUCCUCAACGCGUCUGGCUCGUACACCCCCGAGCAGAUGGCCGAGCACAUGCGGGUGGUGCGCGACGUCGUCAUCCCCAGCCUGGGUCCGCGACCCAGCAAGGCCGCCGCCAAGGGGCUCAUAACGCUGGACGGCACGCCGUUCGAGCCGAGCUGGAACUUCACGAGGGGGCGGAGCGUGGUGCGGUACGCCUUUGAGCCGCUGUGGGACACGGGAAGCAACCCCGAGGAGCCGUUUGGCGGGCGGCAGGUGCCCGAGUUCGCGCGGGUGCUCAGCCGAGUGGCGGCGCCCGACACGCACCUGGGCUGGUUCGACCAGAUCUGGGCGCGGUGGAACGUGGCGGGCGACGAGGCGGCGCGGGCCAAGCGGGCGCUGAUUGCGCACGGCAAGCCGGCGUCGGCGCGGGUGCCGCAGCUGUUCCUGGCGUUUGACCACCACGGAGCGGAGCGGCGGCUCAAGAGCUACCACUUCCCCAUCCUCAAGCACCUCGCCACCGGCGUGAGCACCGAGAAGCUGGUGCUCGACAUGAUGACGGACCUGCGGCCGGGCGGCGACGAGCUGCGCGCGGCGGCGGCCAAGAUGAAGACGUUUUUCGACCGGACCAAGUAUCCGGCGGCGGCCGAGAUGCUGAGCAUCGACUGCGUGGACCCGCGGACGGCGCGGGUCAAGAUCUACGCGCGCACGCAGAGCAACUCGCUGGACACGGUGCGCGAGACCAUGACGCUGGCGGGGCUGCAGACGGACGAGCAAACGAUGGAGGGGGUGGCGCGGGUGGCCAAGUUUUGGCACCUGCUGCUGGACGAGCGCGGCGGCAUGGAGCGCGGCCAGAACAAGGAGCUGCGGGUCAAGGCGACGCACCACACGGGCAUCUGCUUCGUGUUUGAGAUCCGGCCGGGCAGCGAUCGCGUCAGCGUCAAGCCGCAAAUGCCGUGGUGUCAGACCAACGGGACCGACGCCAGGGGUGCCGAGAACUUUGCCGCCGUGCUCAAGAUGUUUGGGUGGGAGGACCACGUGGAUCGGUUCGAAAAGGGCGUCAUGGCUGCUGCUUCUCUGUAA
This is a messenger RNA of Pyricularia oryzae 70-15, 1230 nucleotides long. Its product is annotated as tryptophan dimethylallyltransferase 2. The coding region runs from base 1 to 1230 and encodes 409 amino acids. Gene Ontology annotation, molecular function: transferase activity, transferring alkyl or aryl (other than methyl) groups. The record is from RefSeq and is a predicted model, not a curated record. NCBI's taxonomy places the organism in Eukaryota, Fungi, Ascomycota, Sordariomycetes, Magnaporthales, Pyriculariaceae. Gene Ontology annotation, biological process: alkaloid metabolic process. The transcript has a single exon.